Cercospora beticola is the source of this 336-nucleotide messenger RNA. RefSeq lists its product as uncharacterized. Lineage: Eukaryota; Fungi; Ascomycota; Dothideomycetes; Mycosphaerellales; Mycosphaerellaceae. The record is from RefSeq and is a predicted model, not a curated record.
AUGCUCAUAGCAGCUACCUCCGCAGCCCCCGUUGCAAACCAUCGUCCCGACAUCCCAUCAACUGCCGUGAACCCUGCGAUCGCAGUAGACCAGCAAGCACAGAUACUUAGACGUUGUCAUCUUGGCCAUUCCCAUGGCGGACUGGAAGUCCCACUCUACUGUCCGAACGGCGUUGAUGAUGUAUACGAGGACGAUGAGGAAACGAUUGCGAAACGGAAUCACAUUGGUGUUAUCCACGCCGAAGGCGUCCACACUACUGAGAUGCCGGAUGAUCUGGUCAGCAAGAGAGUUGCAGAGCCAUCGCAUGAUGGGGAGGACGAUGCAGGAGUGAACUAG